GGCGCUGGUGUUUGCGGAAGUGCGUGCGUUUAACUGCAGUGUCAAGCUUCACCUCAGCAAGAGGAGCAGCUGUUUCUCAGCGCUAUUUUCAAAAAACUCCUCUUGGCUUCCUCUCCAGCGUGGAAAAACCAACCGAGCACCUGCCGGACUGUCGCACUUGACUCCUGACAACAUAAAGAGUGACUUAUUAACGUGGAGUGGAUAUUAAGUUGUGUUUGUAUGGACUGAGAGGCAGAUGUCUCUCUUUAGGACUCACUGUUUUCUUCCCGUCCUCUGCUGCUCUUCUCUGGAUCUCGCAUCAAACUGAACUGUCGACAUGGGCGUCCUUCCCACCCUAUUCAAGGUGGCGCGUAGGGGGAAGUGUCUGUUACUUCUGGUGUUGUGUCUGUGCGUUUUAGCAUGGAUAGCGGCGAUUUCCAGCGAUGAUGUGGUUAAAGAGAGUCCGUUUGAAGACUUGAAGGCCAUCGAGGAGUCUCCGAGACGAGAGCUUGAAUCAGAGAUGAUACCGAGUGUAGAGGAGCAGACCCUCAAAGAGAGCUGUCCGGAGCGUUCCCCCCUGCUCCGAGGCGCUCUCAAGCUGACAUUCGAGGCCUCUGUGACGCUGGAGCAGGUAGAGAGCGAGAACCAGGAGGUCGUGGGGGGUCAGUAUAACCCCGCCGACUGUGUCGCCCGACAGAGCGUUGCCAUCCUUAUUCCGUACAGAAACAGAGAGAAGCACCUGCUCUACUUCCUCUAUCACCUUCACCCUUUCUUACAGAGACAGCAGCUUCAUUACGCCAUCUACGUCAUUCAUCAGGCUGGUGAUGUGACGUUUAACAGAGCAAAGUUGUUAAAUGUUGGUUAUCUGGAGGCUCUUAAGGAUUACAACUGGGACUGUUUUAUAUUCCACGAUGUGGAUCUCAUCCCUGAGAACGAUGAGAAUUUAUACGUCUGUGAGGAACAGCCCAAACAUCUAGUGGUGGGGAGGAAUUCCACCGGCUACAAGCUGAGAUAUAAAGGGUACUUUGGGGGAGUUUCAGGCAUGACAAAAGACCAGUUCCACCUGGUGAACGGCUUUCCAAACACAUACUGGGGCUGGGGCGGAGAGGACGAUGACCUCCGAAUACGGAUACAACUACAGAGAAUGACAAUAGUGCGGCCGCCCGCCGAGGUGGCGCGUUACACCAUGGUCUUUCACAAGAGAGACAGCGGAAAUCAAGUGAAUAAAGACAGGAUGCUUCUGUUACGCCGUACUCCUCAGACGUGGAAGAAGGACGGUUUAAAUUCCUGUUCCUACAACAUUCUGUCUGUCAACAGAGAACCUCUCUACAUCAACAUCACCGCAGACAUCGGCCAGCCCGAGCAUGCUCAUUGAGCCGUGUGUGCGCUAUAGUCCAGAGACCGUUUGUAUUGAAACACACAGGGAGGAACUCUUCCUCUAGCGUUCACAAGUGCCUUUCAGAUUCAGCUCUGCUGUGGCCUGCACCUGCUUUUAAAAUCUCUCUAAAGUUCAGACUGCCGUCACAGGUCCAGAUAAUGUGUGUUUAUCUCAUCUUAGAAUGUUAUUAAACAUCUUCAGAUAUAGAAACGAAUUAUUUUUUACUGAAUGUGAACUGAGUUAAAUGUGCAGGGGGUUUGCUCGACCGGUCUGAAUUCAGCUCGGUUUGUUUCAGGUCUGGUGAGCUGGGGCCGGUUGCACCAGCUGUGUAUAAACUUCAAUUUUGAUUAGAAUUGCCGCAAAGAGAAUUAAGUUACAAUUUACACACUGCUGAAUGUGUUUGCGUUCCACCAUUAAACUUAGUGUAACGUCUAAACUAAAUAUUUGCGGAAGCCUCCUGUCAGGAGUAACAGUUGAAAUAAAAUAGCAGACUCGCUUAACUAAAUUGACGAAACACAAUCAAUAAACUCAUCAGUCAUAAAAAAUGUCAUUUAUUUUUUAUCAGUGUUUUUUUAUUUUUGCGAGUAUUAUUUACAUAUAAAAUACCUAUUGUGUUUAUAAUGAUUAAACUAUAACUAAUUAACAUAUUUUCUCAUGAAUUUAAAGACUGCUAAUGGAUUAUUGAUGGUGACUACGCAUUACUUUACAGUGAGUUUACGACCUGCUAACUGUGUUAAAUUAUGUGUUUAUUAUGCCUUAAAAAUAAAUGGUGCCACAGAAAUAAGUAGAGUAAUUUACAAACUAGGUAAACCUGGAUUUUACAUUUUAAUUUAGGAGCUUAUACAAAUGGCUGGUGCAACCCUCUCCUGAUGUCUUGAAUCAGUGUCUUUAAACAAUUUAUACGGGAAUGAAGGUUUAUAAUCAGAUCAGUUGAUUUUUGUUUUGGUGAAGUGUAGUUGUUGGUGCUUUUGGUAUUGUUUUUUAUUGUUCACUCACAGUAUUGGUUGGUGUUACUGUACCGGAUCAAUAUUAGCUUAUCUUAUCUUCUUAUCCUUUGUUUUUACAUUUAAUGAAACCAUUGAAAUGGAAAAUGGGACCAAGAUGACCAGGACUGGGGUAGAAGAUGCUGAAUAUUUUAUUUCAAGGUUUAGUAUGUUUUGACAGUUUCGUAUUGCUAGUUUUUAGAACGAUCCAUCAAAUAAAAUACAUCCUUCCAAGAGAAAUGAAGUUUAUAAAAAAUAAUGUGGUGUGAUACAAAUGUGCUGUUUAUUGUGGAGUUUAUUCAUGUAUAAACAGUGCAACUCUUUUUAAAAAACACUGGAGUCCUUG
Molecule: messenger RNA, 2686 nt
Organism: Triplophysa rosa
Lineage: Eukaryota; Metazoa; Chordata; Actinopteri; Cypriniformes; Nemacheilidae
Gene: b4galt4
Product: UDP-Gal:betaGlcNAc beta 1,4- galactosyltransferase, polypeptide 4
Exons: 7
Coding region: 317-1354 (345 amino acids)
Biological process (GO): carbohydrate metabolic process
Molecular function (GO): glycosyltransferase activity
Source: RefSeq, a predicted model, not a curated record